AGGUAACCAACACACCACCAUCUCCCCAUAGAGGGCGCCGUGUUCGUAUCCUUUGCUCUUCUCUCGUCACGAAUAUUCUCAUAAGUCUUGCUCCGGACACUACAGUAGAUCUUCCUAGGCAGGAUGGACUCCCUCCGCAUCUUGCGGGACAGCCUGGACUCGUCGCGACCACCUCCCGCCGGACCUACCAAGCGAUAUGACAAGACGCUCAACUCGGACUUCAAGGCCGCCGCUCUCCACCUCACCAAUCUCUACCGCAACUCUAUUGCCUCAUCACAGAGCACCUAUCGCUCAGGCUACGUGCAAGGUCUGCGCGAUAUGCUUGAUCUGGUCGUGCUACGCAGCGUACAAGCCCAACCACCCAGUUCGAGCUCCGGCUCUGGUGCAGCUGGAAGUCACCAGCAAGGGGCCUCCUCUUCAGAUCUUGGACGGUUGUUGGGAGACUCGGCAGCGGAAGGUGGUGUCGGAACUGCAUUCGACGAUGAUGCAGAAGGAGAUGGGUUGAGAAGCCCUUCGUACAAGGAGUUGAGGUGGUUGGCUAGAUAUCUGAGGGCUCGUAUCGAGGCGAUCAAGAGUGAGAGCGAUGAUGAGGAUGCCGAGGGUCAAGAGGGUGAUCAACACCCGCAAGCAUCUGGCAGUGGCACAAGAGAGGAAAGUAGCUACCAGCAGCGAUCAGUCCACACCUCAUUGCCUGCCGCCAGUGUCAGGACAAGAGAGAGUAGCGCUAGAUCACAGCUGUCCAAUGAGCCAGAAGAGAGAGCCACGAGCAGUAGCGUGGCCUACUCGCCAUCCUCUGCAGCACCAGAAACGCCAGUGACGCGCUUCCAACGUCCCGUCCCUACCGGCCGAACACCCCGUCAAAGCGCUCCGCCUAGCAGCUACACUGCUCCGCAAGGGCAACCUCAAGUCCAAGGACGUAUCUCUGCCCCCUCCACUUCGGCAUUCUCCUUCUCUAUGCCUCCCAGCCCUUCAUCUUCCUUUGGUAAUUCGAGUAACUUCCAAUCUGCAGCUACAGCCCUGACGGCCACGGCUGCUUCACAACCUCAUCCAAGACGGAGAGCGAGAGGGAGCCACGGCUCUUCGCCUUCGUCUGGCUUUGCCUCGGGGUCGAGCCCAUCAACUAGAGCGGCCGAGAGCAACCACAACAAUAGCAAUGUCGUCGGCAGCAACACCGCGCUUCUCUCUCCCGUCGGCGAGGAAGCGCCGUCGUCUACUACAGGUAGCGCCCUUGCCCUUGCGCAAGCACAAGCCUUGGUCGAAGAAGAGAUGGAAGACGUGCGCGAGGAGAGACCCAAUGGCCGUCGUGGGCCCCUCGUCUCUUCUGGAGCAGUGGGAAGGGGUGGCGCAAUGGCCGAGUUGGAUGGACAGAGGCCAAAGAGACGCAGGAAGACGGCCAAUGACAAAUUUGCAGUCUCGACACGCACUGGUGGUGGUGGUGGAGGUGGUGGAAUAGGGGGGUUGGGUAUUGCAAUUGGGGGCGCGGGAGCAGGAGGGGGAGUGGGAGGGGGACUUGGGUCUGGGCAAACCUUGGGACUGGGAUCGGCUCCGGGGCAAAGUCAGAGCUCUGCAUCUGGGUUGAGCCAGGAGGAGAGCGACUCGGCACUCUUGUACUUUCUCAACAUCAUGUGAAAUCUUCAUGUCCAUCGAGGUCUUCAUGGCGACAUCCCGGCUCUUACGUAUCAGAC
Microstroma glucosiphilum is the source of this 1685-nucleotide messenger RNA. RefSeq lists its product as hypothetical. The record is from RefSeq and is a predicted model, not a curated record. Lineage: Eukaryota; Fungi; Basidiomycota; Exobasidiomycetes; Microstromatales; Microstromataceae. The coding region runs from base 124 to 1629 and encodes 501 amino acids. The transcript has 3 exons.